AUGGCACUGUCCAUGGAUUUCCAUUGUGACAAAGACUCUGCAGAGGUUAUCAAAGCUGUUGAACAGGGCAAUUCCAUCCGCGAUCUCGCAAAACUGUUGUUUCUUGAUAUACCUCCCGUUUUCGUUGACCUUGUCGUAGCUGUUUGCUACAACAUAUCUUUGUUUGAUGGACACGUAGCCUUCGCAACCCUUGUUGUUGGCAUUUUAUACGUUUGCAAUGCAGUUGAAACACUGAUCAUGCUUCUGGGUUUGUUCAGCGCAUCACUUCUUGCCAUUCGAAAGAUCUCGUCUGGAGAGGCUUCCGCUGGGAGCUUUGUAACCCUUGGUACCUUCUGGGCUACGAUGACCUACCCACUUGAGAUGAUAGUAUGGUCUCAUGCUAACAUUACAUCGAUAUUUAUUGAUGCAGAACGCCUCUUGCAGUUACUCCGUACUAAACCAUCAAUUUUGAAUCUCCCGGGUUCAAAUGACCUCAUUGUGCAUUUUGGGAAGGUUGAGUUCUGCAACGUCGAGUUUUCCUACAGUUCAUCAGGGAAGAAGAUUCUCAACAGUAUCAGCUUUGAGGCAAUACCUGGCAAAAUGGUUGCCUUUGUUGGUGAGAUAGGAGCCGGAAAGUCGACGAUCCUCAAAUUACUCUGCCGUUUCUAUGAUGCAACUGGAGGAUCUAUCUCGAUUGACAAUCAAGACUUACGCAAUGUUACUCUCGACAGCAUAUGGGAUGCUCUGGGCGUUGUUCCUCAGGAUCCUUGUCUAUUCAUUCAGUCAAUCUUGGAGAAUAUUCGAUACUCAAGACCAGAUGCAACUGACGAUCAAAUUUUUGAAGCGUGCAGACGAGCCGCGAUACAUGACAAUAUCAUGUCAUUCCCUGAUGGCUACAACACUAAAGUCGGUGAAAGAGGCGUGAAACUCUCAGGUGGGGAACUUCAGCGGUUAGCAAUCGCACGAGUGCUAGUGAAGGACCCGAAGAUCGUCAUCCUUGACGAGGCUACGAGUGCCAUGGACUCUUCGACCGAGGCACGGAUCCAGAAAGCUUUUGACAUCCUUAGGCCCGGACUAACGAUGUUUGUUGUAGCUCAUCGACUGUCCACUAUUACUGACGCAGAUGUGAUUCUCUUCCUCAAGGAUGGAAAAAUUGUUGAGCAAGGUACGCAUGACGAAUAA
Messenger RNA from Verruconis gallopava, 1161 nucleotides. RefSeq lists its product as uncharacterized. Gene Ontology annotation, cellular component: membrane. The transcript is spliced from 2 exons. The record is from RefSeq and is a predicted model, not a curated record. Gene Ontology annotation, biological process: transmembrane transport. NCBI's taxonomy places the organism in Eukaryota, Fungi, Ascomycota, Dothideomycetes, Venturiales, Sympoventuriaceae. Bases 1 to 1161 code for a protein of 386 amino acids. Gene Ontology annotation, molecular function: ATPase-coupled transmembrane transporter activity; ATP binding; ATP hydrolysis activity.